Messenger RNA from Pseudovirgaria hyperparasitica, 1099 nucleotides. RefSeq lists its product as uncharacterized. The record is from RefSeq and is a predicted model, not a curated record. The coding region runs from base 88 to 1041 and encodes 317 amino acids. Gene Ontology annotation, biological process: nucleoside metabolic process. The transcript has 4 exons. NCBI's taxonomy places the organism in Eukaryota, Fungi, Ascomycota, Dothideomycetes, Acrospermales, Acrospermaceae. Gene Ontology annotation, cellular component: cytoplasm. Gene Ontology annotation, molecular function: purine-nucleoside phosphorylase activity.
AGGCACGAGUAUAUUCUAAACAUCAUCUUACGCUUUCUUUUGCCCCGGUUUCAUUAUUAGAUCACAUUCUUCUUCAAAACAGACAUCAUGGACACAUCUUUUGAAGCGAGCGUCUUCCAGAGAGCAACCGAGACUGCACAGCACCUUCGAAAGAUAUUGCCGGAGGGACUUGCAAAGCCCAAGAUUGCGAUUGUUUGUGGCUCAGGUCUAGGGGGUCUUGCGGAUACCAUCAAUCCAGAGCCCAAAGUCGAAAUUUCAUACGGGGAUGUCCCCGGUUUCGCUAAAAGUACAGUUCAAGGUCAUGCCGGUAAACUCGUUUUCGGCCAGUUAGGGCCCAAGAAUACACCUGUUGUGCUGUUCGUUGGCCGCGUGCAUUUUUAUGAAGGCCACCCCAUGUCUCUCGUAACCUACUCUACUCGUGUCUGUUCCAUCCUCGGCAUAACAACCAUGAUCGUCACCAAUGCCGCCGGUGGCCUCAAUCCAUCCUACGCUGUGGGCGACAUCGUUUGUUUGAAUGACCAUCUUAACAUCCCUGGCUUCGUCGGUGCAAACCCCCUUAUGGGCCCCAAUAUCGCUGAAUUUGGCGAUCGUUUCCCUGGGUUGAGUGAUGCGUACAGUCUUGUCCUGAGGCGAUUGGCGCAUCAGAGCUUCGUGAAACUGUUUGGAGGAAAUCAGGCGAGAAAACUGCACGAGGGCGUGUAUGCGUUCCUGUCGGGUCCAACAUACGAGACCCGUGCAGAGUGUCGUGCCUUGAGGACUUUGGGCGCGGAUUUGGUUGGCAUGAGCACAGUUCCGGAGAUAGUUGUUGCGCGGCACUGCGGGAUGAGGGUUCUGGCGUUUAGUCUCGUAACCAAUAAGGCAGUACUGGAAGGAGGAUUCCAUGGCGACAGUCCUGAGAUUCAGGGGCUGACUGUACAGGAGUUGGAGGAACUGUUGGAAAAGGGCAAGGCGAAUCAUGCAGAGGUGCUGGAGGCAGGGAGGGAGGCAAGCAAGGAUAUGCAGGCGCUGGUGAAACAGAUCGUGAUGGACAUGGAGGUAUAAGCCUAAAAUCAUCCUAUGCUGCUCAUGACAAUGAAAUCAUCACAUUUCAACAGUGACA